This is a messenger RNA of Sitophilus oryzae (rice weevil), 1599 nucleotides long. RefSeq names its product serine/threonine-protein kinase S6KL (gene S6KL). The coding region runs from base 157 to 1362 and encodes 401 amino acids. Lineage: Eukaryota; Metazoa; Arthropoda; Insecta; Coleoptera; Curculionidae. The record is from RefSeq and is a predicted model, not a curated record. The transcript is spliced from 9 exons. Gene Ontology annotation, biological process: protein phosphorylation. Gene Ontology annotation, molecular function: ATP binding; protein serine/threonine kinase activity.
AUGCGCAAUUACCCUACCAAAUCACCAUUACAAAAAUAAUCAAAUACAGUUGUAAAAUUCGACAAAAGAUUUUACCUGAACACUAAUUUAGGGUCAGUGAAAUGCGCGAAACUUCUUGCAAAAAGGGCAAACUUGACCUGAACCAGGCCCUUUCUUAUGGGCAACAAAAUUAGUUCGAAAAGUGAUGCGAACAGUGACCAACAACAACUGGACGGUGUUUAUAAACACAGACGAAAUUAUUACAAAGAUUACAAAGAGUUAAACAAUAGUUUGAGGAGUAUUUGGAGUUUUGAUAGCCAGCCUUCGAAAAAUAGCAUUUCUAGGCCUUGUAAACGAAGGUGGAAAAACUCGACGCUAUCGCUCACGUAUGAUCAAAGCAAGACUGCCUGGCCCGUUUCUCAGUUGCAGUCGUAUUUUUUACCGGAAUUUCCCAUUAAGGAUCAUCACAAAGACAGAAAUCUAGAAACGUUGCAGUUGAUCAGCAAGGGUGCUUUUGGCAAAGUGUACAAAAUAGUGAAUUUGGAGAAGAACGAAAUAUUUGCUUUAAAAGUUCUUUCCAAAUCUCAGAUUGUCAAUGAUAAUUCGGUAAAACAAGUCAAGGAAGAAGUCCAAAUACAGAAAGCCUGCGGUCAUCAUCAGUUCAUAGUCAAAUGUCUUUUGAACUGGCAAAGUAAAAGACAUCUUUAUAUAGUGACUGAAUAUAUAGAAGGUGGAGAAUUGUGGCAUCUUCUUCAGACUCUUGGUGUUCUGCCCAUUGAGAUUGUGCAGCUGUAUGUUGCUCAGAUAGCAUUAGCCAUAGACUUCCUCCACAACGCCGGCAUCGUAUACAGGGACCUCAAACCGGAAAACGUUCUCCUGGACGCCGAUGCCAACGUCAAGCUCAUAGACUUCGGUCUGUCCAAGUGGCUUCCUUACGCUGCCACCACAGAAACUGUAUGCGGAACGCCCAAAUACAUGGCACCUGAAAUUUUGAAAAUGGAACGCUAUGGUCAUUCGGUGGAUUGGUGGAGCUUGGGAGUGAUAGCUUGUCUUAUGUUGACAUCUAAGCUUCCAUCUUUGACUAUAAACCACGAAACAUCGUCUUCCGUAUUGAAAUUGCCGGAUAGAGAACUUUCAGAAACUCCUUCGAGGGAUCUUUUGCUAAGAUUACUAGAAGUUGACCCUACCAAACGACUGAAGUCAGUUAGAAAAUUGGAAACUAUAGCUUUUUACAAAGGAUACAAAUUAGAAGAAGUCAAAGAUAAGUUGAAAGUUAAGCCUUUGUUGUUAAAAUAUUUUGGAGAAGAUUACAGGAAAAAUCUUGACGAAUGUGACAACGGUAUUUUCCAAAACUUUGACGAAACUUUUAUUGAAGAAGAUUGAAUAUAACUUUACCUAAUUAUAUACAGAGUGUCUUUUAAAUGGCUACACUUUGCUUGUGUAAUGUGUAAAUGACUAAAGGCGAUAAAAAUCAGGAGAUAAUGGUUUUAAAAAAAAUACCAUGAUUAUAUGAAAAAAUAUGUUGUAACUCCAGAUUAUUUUCGUUACUUAUGUAUUUACACUUUAUACAGGGUGGUCCAAACUAUAUUCCGGAAACUUCGGCAGCAUAUUUUACAGAUA